Molecule: messenger RNA, 684 nt
Organism: Amoebophrya sp. A120
Lineage: Eukaryota; Dinophyceae; Syndiniales; Amoebophryaceae
Source: the annotation of a GenBank genome assembly
AUGGCUUUCCUCCCGAAACCCAAAAACAAACCGCCUGGUGGCGGCUCCGGCCACAAUCGGGUUGCGCCAGCAUCACCUCGUGCCUCCCCGCGUCCCUCUCCACGGCCGUCACCCCGAGCAGGCGCAGCCGGUGGUCUGCGGAAUCCUGCGAAUGACCCCUCGCGGCUCGUCGUCGGUCCGUCGCCACGGGGAGUUGGCGGGCUCGGGCGCCGGCGGUCUCCACGACCUUCUGCGGAGCAGCAGGCAAAGAACCGUGGGGUCGCGCACUUGAUGUCGCCGAGGCAACAACAAAUGAGGAACAACAGUAAGAGCAGCAGCAAGAGCAACGAAAGCAUCGAGCCCCGAAGGACGAGAUCGCCCCGCCCGCCCGAAGAGAUUAAGUACGUGAGCAGCUAUUCUGACAGCAGUCUCGAGCAGCCGGAGCACAGAAUAAAUGCAGGCGAGGGCAGUGCCGGGAAAGAAAAGUCCGCCCUGGCGAAGUGCGUCGAGAAACUGCCCUGCUUCCGCGCAAUCAACGCCUGUUGCUACUGCUACGGCAAGUACAUCAGCGGCUACAAGUGGUGUAGCUGUUUCUUCGAUACGAUACCCGGGAAGGUGUUUUGUGCGGUGUGCUUCGUCGGGCUGGCGGUGGGCUUCGGGUUCAUGAUUGCCGCUUUUUUGAAUCUCUUUGACCGCGGAGACUGA